Macadamia integrifolia is the source of this 1714-nucleotide messenger RNA. RefSeq names its product UDP-galactose/UDP-glucose transporter 4-like. The transcript has 7 exons. Gene Ontology annotation, biological process: transmembrane transport. Bases 524 to 1597 code for a protein of 357 amino acids. Gene Ontology annotation, cellular component: Golgi membrane; endoplasmic reticulum membrane. Gene Ontology annotation, molecular function: transmembrane transporter activity. The record is from RefSeq and is a predicted model, not a curated record. Lineage: Eukaryota; Viridiplantae; Streptophyta; Magnoliopsida; Proteales; Proteaceae.
UUAUUCAAUCAGGACUUUGGACGAUUCCUAAUUUCCUUCCCUGCACCGUCCGUCUCUCUCUCUGUCCGACUCUUGAGUCUCCUAUUCCCAAGUCCUAACAACAGUCACCACAGUCGCAGAGAGCAAACAAACGAAAUCUCUCUCUCUCUCUCUCUCUCUCUCUCUCUCUCUCUCUCUUUCUUUGUCUCUUUUGAGCUUCAGGGUAUCAAUCAUUCUUUGUCUCCUUUGAGCUUCAUGGUAUCAAUCAAUUUAUCUCUGUGCGAAAGAAAUCGAUAUUUGCAGAAAAAAGGGUAAAUAAUACGUCUUUCGGUUUCUUGAGAUGCUUUUCUUGCUCUUCAAAUAAAACAAACCGCUUUCCUUCUAUACUUCGACAUGCAAGGGAAGCAGAAGCAACUUCUCCCACCUUAGAAAAUUCUCUGAUCGUAAUCCCGUCAUCUUCAGAAUUGUUGAUUGGGUUUUUUUCUGAUUGAUUUUUCCUUUCUACCCGGAUAAUAAGGGGAGUGAGAAGUAGCGGUGGGAAGAGAUGAAAAAAGAGGAGCAAGCUCGGUCACUAUUUGGGAUUUCUCUCUCUGAUAAACCCAAGUGGAAGCAAUUCCUCUUCUGUUCUUCGGGGUUUUUCUUCGGUUACCUUGUCAAUGGCGUCUGCGAGGAAUACGUCUACAACCGUCUCCAGUUCAGUUAUGGUUGGUACUUCACCUUUGUACAAGGCUUCGUCUAUCUGGCAUUGAUAUCCUUACAGGGAUUCACUACCAAACAGAUGGUGAACCCAUGGAAGACCUAUGUGAAGCUCUCUGUUGUCCUAAUGGGUUCUCAUGGACUAACCAAGGGUUCUUUGGCUUUUCUGAAUUACCCUGCUCAGCUCAUGUUCAAAUCCACUAAGGUACUGCCGGUGAUGGUAAUGGGUGCUUUCAUUCCAGGUCUGAGACGGAAGUAUUCGGUGUUGGAAUAUGUUUCUGCUUUGCUUCUUGUAGUGGGUCUCAUCAUUUUCACCUUAGCAGAUGCUCAUACUUCUCCCAAUUUCAGUGUAAUUGGUGUUAUAUUGGUGACUGGUGCUUUGAUCAUGGACUCCUUUCUGGGUAAUUUCCAGGAAGCAAUCUUUACUAUGAACCCUGAAACCACACAGAUGGAAAUGCUCUUCUGCUCAACUGUAGUUGGGCUGCCUUUCUUGAUUCCUCCCAUGGUUUUGACUGGGGAGUUGUUCAAGGCCUGGAAUUCAUGCUCCCAGCAUCCAUAUGUAUAUGGAGUGCUAGUGUUUGAAGCAAUGGCCACCUUCGUUGGUCAAGUCUCAGUGUUGUCUCUCAUAGCCAUUUUUGGGGCUGCCACCACAGCCAUGGUGACAACAGCUAGAAAGGGUGUGACACUACUGUUAUCUUACCUGAUAUUCACGAAGCCGUUAACUGAGCAGCAUGGGACAGGGCUGUUGCUCAUAUCCAUGGGCAUCGUAUUGAGGCUUUUACCUGAGAACAACACCAAAUUCCCCUCCAUUCAAUCCAGAACUUCCCCUGCCAUUGACAAGAUCGAGAAGUCUUUCUUCAAAGAAGAGAACCCUCCAAUUAGCAAUCAAGAAGAGGUUGAACAAAGGAGGCCUUUAGUUUGAUGAACAGAAAUUGACUACUUUUUUCAUUUGAUUUGUUAUUACUCAUUUUUCUUGUUCAUUUCCAACCUGAAAAUUAAAUAAAUAAUGGGGAAAAAAAAGUAGGAAAUUUUGGAAAGA